AUCACAUUAAAGUUAAUUUAAUUAUUCGAUGUAUUUAAAAAUAUACUUUGUGAAAAGAAGAGCUCUGCAUUUCAAAUGCAUCACAGAAUAAACAGCUUGCAAAGAAAUGUGCUACAAAUUCAGCUUCUAUUGUGAAGAAAAUGCCACUCGGAACAUGGCGGCAACGAAACGUGUGGCGAAACAUAAUGUGGGCGGGACUUCCUGGUGUUCUACUCCGUGAUUGGCGGGUCCAGCCUCUGACCCCAGUGCGCAGACUCGUGCUUCUCUCCGGUACAAUGGCGGCAGUUGGAGCGCCGUCCUCCGUGUUUUCUCGGGUUUCUGUCCACGGAGCAGCAGCGGGAGAGUUAAUAAAGCUGUAAGACAGAAACAGCAGCAGUUGGUGAACUCUGGAAAGAAGAGAAACGGUUUGAGGCUCAGCUGGAACUGCUCAGUAACUGUUAAAGGAAAGUUUGGAGAGAGAAAAGCUAGCAGAGAUGUGGAGACAGCAGGUCAAACAGCGACUGGAUGCAGCAGAGGAGCAGAGACACGAAAUACUGGAUGCUGCUUUCAGCCCCGAACAUCGGCUGCACACAUCAGGUUUGGAGAUUUACCUUCUUCAUCAGGGAUGGGAGCUGCAGGCCGGGAGCUGCUUCAGUCAAAACAGCGGAGACGUUCGUCCCACUGCCGCCGUCAGAGAAGAUUCCCCGGAGGAGCCCCGCUCUGACUGGGACCCAGAACCCGUCCGGAUCAAGGAGGAGCAGGAGGAGCUCUGGGACAGUGUGACGGGGGAGCAGCUGGACAUGAAUGAGGAGAUGGAGAGCACCAGAAGAAGAGUGAAGAGUGAGGACGAAGAUGAGGAAGAGGAGGAGAAGCCUCCGGUCUUACUGGGCGCUCUCCCUAGCAUCAGCUCAGUGAACCAGAUGAAGUCAGAAAGCGAUGAAGAGGAUGGAGAAGGAGGAAGAUCCAGAAGGAUCUCAGAUCCCAACACACAUGGAGACACUUCCAGCUCUUCAGACACUGAGGUCAGCGAGGAAGAGGAGGGUGAUGAUGAGAACCAUUCUGACGCUCAACUCAAGCCCUUGUCAGACUCCGAGGCUGAAACCGAAGGGAGUGAAGACGACUGUGAGGAGAGCGGCUUUCGCAAGGUGAAGGGGAGAAUUCCCAGCAGAGCUUGGAGCUGCGCCGAGUGCAGUAAACGGUUCGCCUCCAAGCGCUCCCUUCAGAGUCACAUGGCAAGUCAUUCACAACAAAGACCUGACGGGAAGGAGGAGAAAUGUUUUAGUUGUGACAUCUGUGGGAAAAGUUUCAAGAGAAAAAGUCACUUAAACCUUCACACAAUAAUCCACACAGGGGAGAAACCGUUUGGCUGCGACGUCUGCAAGCAAAGAUUUGGUCGAAAGUCUCACCUGAACAGACACAUGACCAUCCACUCUGGGGAGAAACCCUUCCAGUGUGAGAAAUGCGGCAGAAAGUUUGCUAGUAAAUGCCGCCUCAACUCACACCAGAGAGUUCAUUCUGACGAGAAACCAUUUGGCUGCGACAUGUGCGAGCAAAGAUUCAAGGACAAGUCGGCAGCGAACCGACACAUGAAAGCCCACUCUGGAGAGGAACCAAUCAGAGAAAAGCAGUUUGGCUGCAACCAGUGCACUAAAAGGUUCACCAGUAAAAGUUGCUUGAAUUCACACCUGCGAAUCCACAGCGGAGAAAAACCGUUUGUUUGUGAUCUCUGUGGGCAGAAAUUCUUCUACAAGGCGAAUCUGAAAGCACACAUUCGGAUUCACACAGGGGAGAAACCCUACAGCUGUGACGUGUGUGGACAAGACUUCAGAUCCAAGUCGCAUCUAAACACCCACCAGAGAAUCCACACCGGAGAGAAGCCGCUCAACUGCGACGUCUGUGGACAACGAUUCAGCCGCAAGUCGCAUUUAACCAGACACAUGAAGGUCCACACAGGAGAGAAACCCUUUGGCUGCAUUCAGUGCAGCAAGAGGUUCACCAACAAAACCGACCUGACCUUCCACCUGAGAAUUCACACCGGGGAGAAACCAUAUGCCUGUGAUUUCUGCGGGAAGAGAUUCAUGGUCAAAUCAGCUGCAAACAAACACAUGAGAGUGCAUUCGGGAGUGAAGCCAUUUGGCUGCCAUCUCUGUGGGCAAAGGUUCACAGCGAAGCCCAGUGUGAAGAAACACAUGAUCAUCCAUACAGGGGAGAAACCCUUCUGCUGCAAAGUCUGCGGGUAUAGAUUCAACCUGAAGACCAGUUUAGACAGACACGUUAGGAUCCACACUGGAGAAAAACCAUUUGGUUGUGACAUUUGUGGACGGCACUUUAACCGCAAGUCCACCUUAAAUACACACAUGAAGAUCCACAGAGAAGAGAAAGUUGCCUAGAAAGGCAACUAUGGAGAAAAUUUGAGUUCACAACUAACCCAACCAAUACACUUUUCAGGUUUGUUUAGAAAUUAAUGUGAUUUGUGAACAGAAAUGGUAUUUCAUUCAUGGAAUCUGUUUGUGGACAGUUACACCUUUAAUGAAAGGUGUAACUGUUGAUCCGCUGUUGAUAAAAUGAUCCGCGGAUCAUUUUAGUUGUUUCUCAGGUUAUCGAGUUGUUUAUCUGGGAAAAUAAAAACUGUUUUAGCUGUAAUGUUUAUGGGAGAGAUCGGAUCUGGAAGAGAAAACAAACCGAAUAAACACUUAUCCUAAGACCAGCUCCGUCUGAUCCACAGCCAGAUUUAAAAGGAUGCAGUUCCUCCUUCUAACCACAAGUCCAGUCGAAUUAAUGGUUAGACUGAACAGAAAACUGGUGGAUUGAUUCAGUUAGUGACUAAUUAGAGCAUUUAAGUCCUUUGAUCAAAAUAAGCUGCUUUGAUCUUGACUGUAACGUGUCAGAAGGCCUAGUCAAAGGCCAGCCCCUAAAGGACUGGCUGCAGUAUGUUGUUACUGCCACAAAGAGACUGAAGUCUUGUGUACGAGUUCCUUUCGUCUGUAAAUAUUAGCUGUUAUUAGAACCGCUUCUGCAUUUUAAGGUGCUGAACUGAUAUUUAUUUGUAGUUUUCUAUUUAUUUUAAUAACCAGGCGCUUCUGAAAGGAACAUCAGCUGCUAAUUAAAACCUUUCAGUUUUCAAAUAAUCAGAAGUUUGACUGAAAGCUCAGCAGAUCUGAACCGAUUACCGGUUUUAUCGAUAUUUAUGUGACUCCAACCAGAAUCAUGCCUGUUUUCUGAUCUUCUGUUGCCCACCUGUCCUGGUUCUGAUCCAGUUCUGAACCAGCCCAGUGCUCCAGACUUCGGCAGGAAGCCAUGUUUGGUCUGAGCUGGUUCUCACGGUUAGCUCAGACUCAUCAUGCUGAAUCCUCGCCCUUCUCCUGGUAACAGAACCUCAGAUCAGUACCGGUUCUGGACUCAAAGUGGUACCGACUCAUUUUGGCUAUUUGACUCAUUUAGGCCCCUGGUUUUUGCAGAUCGGUAGCAGAACCAGCUUGGUGGAAAGGACUCCUGGUCAUGUUGGAGCUUAAAUCGGAUUAUUCCUGAAAGGACGCUCAGGUUUAACAUCCUGAUGGAAGCAUAAGCAAAUCAUUUUAUUUCAGUGUCUUUAGGAUAAAAACAUAAACUUUAUGAUUAUGUCUUCACAUGUCGCUUGUGCUCUGUUUGAGGCGGCCAUGACGGGAGCUGGGUGUUCAUGAUGAAGGCCCGCCUCCCGGAGGCAGAACCUUCGUCCUGUUUGGGUGUGAAUGAAGAACGUCUGCUAGCACCUGGAAGGAACAGAAACAGACAUGUUUGCUUUUAAUGAGAAGCAGAAAUACAUUUCAGUAGAACCGGAUCAGGCAGGUUAUUGUUCAGCUUCUAUCUGAUUAUUGUAAGGUGGUUCUGACAGAAUUGUUUCUUUUCUAUGUAAAACAGUCGAUCUUUUAUGCUUCAUGUUUUUAAAUGUUCUCACUAAUAAACACAUUUUACCACAAAA
Molecule: messenger RNA, 3937 nt
Organism: Xiphophorus hellerii (green swordtail)
Lineage: Eukaryota; Metazoa; Chordata; Actinopteri; Cyprinodontiformes; Poeciliidae
Product: gastrula zinc finger protein XlCGF57.1-like
Exons: 2
Coding region: 474-2369 (631 amino acids)
Biological process (GO): regulation of transcription by RNA polymerase II
Molecular function (GO): RNA polymerase II cis-regulatory region sequence-specific DNA binding; DNA-binding transcription factor activity, RNA polymerase II-specific
Source: RefSeq, a predicted model, not a curated record